UGUGGAUACUGUAGUUGCAAGGUUGCGCUAGUUGCGCGGCGUUGAAGGAGCGACGAAGUUUGCUGUGUUGGUGCAGAACUGUGUGCGUGGUGAACUGUUGGGUGUCAGAGAAGGCCUCCAAGGAUUACCGAUGCCGAGAGGACGAAAGCCUAGUCCUGCAGACGACGACUCGUCCGCGACGGAGUCGCCGGCAGCGGAGUCAAGGCCUACUAGGCAGAGAGCGAGGAGGCUUACGGAGGAGCAGAUAAAAGACAUUCUCAACAGCGAUACAGACUGUUCGGAUGAUGACCCGGAUUUUUUAACCCGAGACCUCAGCCCUAAAGGCCGCCAGAGGAGGUCCCGAGAGUCAUCGGAGUCCUCCGAGGACGUGGACAAUCCUGACGAGGGCGCACCGCGGAAGAAGGCUGUCAAAGUGAAAUCAGGGCCAGUCAAGAAGAAGAUUGCAACAGGGGAAGUGCGUAAGAAUGGUCCCAAGCGUUCUUCAUCGUGGGCGCCCGCCUAUGAUGUGCCACCGCCAAUAGAGAAUCCAGCUGCCUACUCGCAGUGGGACACCGACACCAAAGUAGUAGAGCCUGUAAAGAAGGCCGACAAGACGUACUACUGCUGCGUCCGCGGUUGCGAUUCUGGUGACACGAGCGACAAGGAUGGCCUCUGGCUGUUUGCCAUGCCGGAAAAGCAGGAGAUCAAGUCGGAGUGGGUUGAGCGGUUACCAAUCGACUACGAGCGCAACCGGCCACUGAGUCCACGCGUCUGCUUCCGCCAUUUUGACAAGUCCGACUUCGUGCGGCGGCAGCAGCGACUCCUCGGUCUCCGGGAGGAUGCCAUCCCCUUGAAGAUAGAUCUCUCCGAUGACACACCGCAUGUCAAGACAGAAGCAUCUUACUGAAAUUAAAGAAAAUAAGCGCUUCAUUUAGCAGCAGGGGAGUAGCCUUUAAGACAACUGCAAUGUCUGUUAAUUGCUACAAAAGUUGAGCAGGGAGGUGUGGCUGAUUGAUCGCUCUGAACGGAUGGUUUGCAUACUCCUAAUUCAUGACAAAAAUGUAUUGUCUAACGUAAAGGCCUUAGUGCGUGUGCCGAAAAAUGUUCAUUAUGUGACAUGUACAUGGCCUCUGCAACAUUUACUUUAGUGCAUUGCUUUGGUUGUCUUGAUGGCUCAAAUGCUGGAGAGCCUCUUCUUGGAAAGGGACCGAUAUGACCAUUCAUGGACAGCACUUAUGGUUAACUUAUUGAAUGAUCAAAAGGCUGUGAUUCAAACCAGAUUAUGGGGAAAAUGCAGGGUAAGAAAGCAACUUUCUUUGUGAAAUGAGGGGGGGGGGGGGGGGUCAUACAGUGGAAAUAAAAUGAAUGGAACAUAUCUAAAGCUAACUGCAGUGAUGUUAGCAUUUGCAUUUUGUUCUGGUCAAGUCAGUUAUUACAAACUCUGUUGCCUGAAAAUUGCAUUAGGUUGUUUGUGGGGACGUGACGGUGCCAUAUUAGGGCAAUUGUUAUUAGACAGCUGUACAUCUCACGCUCGUGUCAAUGCAGGCCAGAGGCUUGUUGACUGUAAUGCACACUUGAUUCUCCGUGCGCUUGCAUGUUGUGGGGUGAAUCAGUGGAGUAUUGCUGCUUCUUUGAAUGGUUAUUGCCACGAAAAAUGAGCCAUGACAAGUAGCCACCGCUGCUCCCUGUCGUUUAAAGCUGGAAAAAUGAAAUUGUUUAUAAAGAUGUUUAUAAAAGAGUAGUUGUGACUUCGAAUUUAGUUUCAUGAUGUGAGGAAUUUUUUAAAGUGAAUGUAAACUUCAUGUGUUCACUCCCCUGGCAGUUGCUCCCAGUUUGUAACCUCCUACUGCAUCAUACCUUGCACCUAGCCACGCAUUUAAAGGGAAAA
Dermacentor silvarum is the source of this 1867-nucleotide messenger RNA. RefSeq lists its product as uncharacterized. The record is from RefSeq and is a predicted model, not a curated record. NCBI's taxonomy places the organism in Eukaryota, Metazoa, Arthropoda, Arachnida, Ixodida, Ixodidae. The coding region runs from base 131 to 886 and encodes 251 amino acids. The transcript has 3 exons.